UUAAACGCGGCUUCGGUCAUAAACCACAGAGAACUAGAAGAGUUCUGAUUUUGGUUCACCCUCUUCAGUCUUGUUCACCCAUGUCUGAGAAUCCAUUAGAACCCAUCUUCAAAACCUUCCAAAGAAUUUCAAAUUCUAUUCAAACGCAACUUUUCUCCUUCACUGGCUUAGCUAUUCACCCUUCACCUUCCAAUGAAAAGCCUCUUCUCUCUCUAUCACCUUCCUCCAAGCCAAACUCAUCACACGAUACCGACGUUUCUGCUAAGGGUAAAGCCUCACAGCCAGUGACGAAGGAAGAUCUUGGAAGGUCCACCUGGACAUUUCUUCACACUCUUGCGGCUCAGUAUCCAGAGCACCCAACUAGGCAGCAAAAGAAGGAUGUGAAAGAACUGAUGGCAAUUUUAUCACGGAUGUAUCCAUGCAAGGAAUGUGCAGACCACUUUAAAGAAGUUUUAAGAGCAAAUCCUGUGCAAGCUGGAUCUCAAGCUGAGUUCUCUCAAUGGCUAUGUCAUGUUCAUAAUGUUGUUAACAGAAGCCUAAGCAAGCCCAUGUUCCCCUGUGAGCGAGUUGAUGCCAGAUGGGGCAAGCUGGACUGCGAGCAACGUCUGUGUGAUUUACAGGGAACUACAACCUUUGGGGAUGACAGCUGAGACUAUCCAAUCUUCUUUUGUUAAUAUCAGAUUAUCUUGUAUGACUGAUGCUUAUAAUUAUUUAAAUUUCUGAGGUUACAAAAGAUGCAACUAGUUCUGCCCUACACAACGAUUUGAUCCCUCUGAGCUGUAUAUAUGAGGCAACUUAUUGGGAUUACUUUAUAAUUCUAAGGAAAUAUUGCAAACAAGUGCCUAUAACUUAUUCUCUUUUGGAAACAACUACUAGAAAAACCUCUA
Messenger RNA from Chenopodium quinoa (quinoa), 887 nucleotides. RefSeq names its product FAD-linked sulfhydryl oxidase ERV1-like. Gene Ontology annotation, molecular function: flavin adenine dinucleotide binding; flavin-dependent sulfhydryl oxidase activity. The transcript is spliced from 6 exons. NCBI's taxonomy places the organism in Eukaryota, Viridiplantae, Streptophyta, Magnoliopsida, Caryophyllales, Amaranthaceae. Gene Ontology annotation, cellular component: mitochondrion. Bases 81 to 650 code for a protein of 189 amino acids. The record is from RefSeq and is a predicted model, not a curated record.